Messenger RNA from Phalacrocorax carbo (great cormorant), 9089 nucleotides. The record is from RefSeq and is a predicted model, not a curated record. Lineage: Eukaryota; Metazoa; Chordata; Aves; Suliformes; Phalacrocoracidae.
AGGUGGGGCCGGAUCCCAGAAGUGCCGGUUAGAGCCGGUGCCUCGCGCUGCCCUACCGGCUGCCUCGCGGAGCGGAGCGCGCGGGCGGUCUGUCGGUCGGUCAGUCUCUCUCUCUAUUUAUCUGUCACGCCGGUGGUGGCGGCGGACCGGUCACACCGGCUCCGGGCCCUGUGAGAGAGAGGGGAGGCGGCACGGCCAGGAGUGUGUUGUAACUGUCCCGUCCUUCUUCAGCUGCUUUCCCUUGAGUGGGCCUGAAUGAAGACAAAUGUAAAGAUGGCAUGUCCAAGGAAUUUUAAGAGAUGUAGACCUCCUGACUGAGCAGUGCUGUGUAUUUCAUUCUCUUUAUUUAGUAAACUGCUGUUCUCUCACAGGUGAAAGUCAUGAUCACGCUAACAGAACUCAAAUACUUAGCAGAUGCCCAGUCAUCCUACCACAUACUAAAACCAUGGUGGGAUGUCUUCUGGUAUUACCUCACCAUGAUAAUGCUGCUAGUUGCUGUGCUCGCUGGGGCUCUCCAGCUUACUCAAACCAGAGUAUUGUGUUGUCUUCCUUGCAAGCUAGAAUUUGACAAUCAUUGUGCUGUGCCUUGGGAUUUAGUUAAAGCCAACCUUAACGUGUCGGCUAGCUCUACACCACAGAUAAUCAUCCCGCUUAAAAUCCAGAAUGAUCUUCAUCGGCAGCAGUAUUCCUAUAUUGAUGCUGUGUGUUACGAGAGACAGCUUCACUGGUUUGCCAAAUUUUUUCCAUACCUAGUGCUUCUGCAUACCUUUAUUUUUGCAGCUUGCAGUAAUUUCUGGCUGUACUAUCCUAGUACAAGUUCCAGGCUUGAGCACUUCGUAGCCAUUCUUCAGAAGUGUUUUGAUUCUCCAUGGACAACGCGUGCCCUCUCAGAAACAGUUGCCGAGCAGUCUGUGAGGAAGUUGCCAAUAGCCAAAUCAAAAGCAGUGAUUUCAUCACCUGGGAGUUCAGUAGACAUACGGGCCAGCAGACAGUCCCUGCCAUAUUCACAGCCUGGCUUGGAAACAACUGGAAGAGAAAAUUCCUCAAGUGUUCUUGACAAAAAAGAAGGGGAACAAGCUAAAGCUAUAUUUGAAAAAGUGAAGAAAUUCAGAGUGCACGUUGAAGAGAAGGAUGUCAUAUAUACAGUGUAUAUGAAGCAGAUUAUAGUGAAAGUCAUUGUAUUUGUGAUAAUAAUAAUUUAUGUCCCCUACUAUUUAUCAUUUAUUACACUUGAAAUCGACUGUGUGGUUAAUGUUCAAGCCUUUACAGGCUACAAAAGGUACCAGUGUGUUUAUUCGCUCGCAGAAAUUUUUAAAGUUUUGGCUUCAUUUUAUGUGGUUUUAGUGAUCUUCUAUGGCUUAACUUGUACUUACAGUUUGUGGUGGAUGUUAAGAAGUUCACUUAAGCAAUAUUCUUUCGAGAAAUUGAGAGAGAAAAGUAAUUACAGUGAUAUACCUGAUGUAAAGAAUGACUUUGCAUUUAUUCUCCACUUGGCAGAUCAGUACGAUCCUCUCUAUUCCCAGCGAUUCUCAAUAUUCCUGUCUGAUCUGAGUGAAAACAAACUGAAACAGAUAAACCUUAACAAUGAAUGGUCAGUGGAAAAACUGAAAAAUAAACUAGUAAGAAAUUCCCAAGACAAGAUUGAACUUCACCUUUUCAUGUUAAAUGGUCUUCCAGACAGUGUCUUUGAACUGACAGAAAUAGAAGUCCUAAGCCUGGAACUUAUUCCUGAAGCCAAACUUCCUUCAGCUGUGACCCAGCUAGUCAAUCUCAAAGAACUGAAUGUUUAUCAUUCGUCACUAACUAUGGAUUAUCCUGCAGUUAGUUUUUUAGAAGAAAAUCUGAAAACAUUGCGCCUGAAAUCUAGUGAGAUGGGAAGAAUUCCGUUUUGGGUCUUUCAUCUACAAAACCUACAAGAAUUGUGCUUAACAGGAUAUUUCAUGCUAGAUCAUCACAACUCCAUAUACAACGAAAGCUUUCAGGGGCUAAAAAACCUGAGAUCAAUUCACUUGAAAAACAACCUUUCCCGUAUACCUCAAGUGGUUACAGAUCUUCUGCCUUCUUUACAACACUUGUCUAUCAACAAUGAGGGAAACAAACUGAUAGUGCUGAACAACCUGAAGAAGCUGGUAAACCUGAGAACCUUGGAAUUAAUCUGCUGUGAUCUCGAGCGCAUUCCCCAUUCCAUUUUCACCCUAAACAAUUUGCAUGAAAUUGACUUAAAAGAAAAUAAUCUCAGAACAGUGGAAGAAAUAAUUAGUUUUCAACAUCUUAAGAACCUUUCUUGCUUAAAAUUGUGGCACAACAGUAUUUCAUAUAUCCCAGUGCAGAUUGGUGCAUUAUUAAACCUGGAACAAUUGUAUCUAAAUUAUAACAAUAUUAAAAAUGUUCCAUUGCAGCUAUUUCUUUGUAAAAAAUUACACUAUUUGGAUCUUAGCUAUAACAAGCUAACCUCCAUCCCUGAAGAAAUCUGUUUUCUGACCAACCUGCAGUACUUGGCUUUGACAAAAAACCAUAUUGAAAUGCUGCCCGAUGGAUUAUUUCAGUGCAAAAAGCUGCAAUUUCUUCUUCUGGGAAAUAACAGUCUGAUGAAUUUGUCCCCUUGUGUGGGUCAGCUGCCGAAUCUUGUUCAAUUAGAGCUCAUUGGAAACUAUCUUGAAUCACUUCCUGCUGAACUGGAAGAAUGUCAGUUCUUAAAGCGGAAUAGUCUAAUUGUAGAAGAAAGGUUGUUAAAAACGCUUCCACCUCGCGUAAGAGAGCGUUUGCAGACAUGCUCAGAUAAGACGAUGAUUCCCGUGACCGAGUUUCGCCAGUUCUCGGAGCAGCAGCCGGCAUUCAGGGUGCUGAAGCCCUGGUGGGAUGUGUUCACGGACUAUCUCUCUGUCGCCAUGCUGAUGAUCGGUGUGUUUGGGUGCACGUUACAGGUCAUGCAAGACAAGAUAAUAUGCCUUCCAAAGCGCAUACAGCCUUGCCAGAACCAAUCCAAUAGUUCAAAUGUGUUUAACACAAUACCAGAUACGACCCCCCUUCCUCCACCCAAGCCAUCCACCCCUCCAGCUACAGUUGAAAUGAAAGGACUGAAGACUGAUUUGGACCUUCAGCAAUACAGCUUUAUAAAUCAGGUGUGCUAUGAACGUGCCCUGCACUGGUAUGCCAAGUACUUCCCUUACCUUGUCCUUAUACACACGCUGGUCUUCAUGCUGUGUAGUAACUUCUGGUUCAAAUUCCCUGGAUCGAGCUCUAAAAUAGAACACUUCAUUUCAAUACUCGGGAAAUGUUUCGAUUCUCCCUGGACAACAAGAGCCUUAUCCGAAGUGUCAGGGGAAGACUCUGAAGAGAAGGAUAACAGGAAGAACAACAUAAACAAGUCUAAUACUAUCCAGCCAAGCACUGAAGGCACUUUGGUCAAGACGCAGUCUUUAAAAUCAAUCCCUGAGAAGUUAGUUGUGGAUAAGGGAACCCCUGGGGCAUUAGAUAAGAAAGAAGGUGAACAGGCCAAAGCACUGUUUGAAAAGGUGAAGAAAUUUAGACUGCAUGUUGAGGAGGGUGAUAUACUCUACGUCAUGUACGUUCGCCAGACUGUACUUAAGGUAAUUAAAUUCCUCAUUAUUAUUGCUUACAACACAGCGCUUGUCUCAGAAGUUAAUUUUACAGUAGUCUGUAACGUCGAUAUAGAAGACAUGACAGGAUAUAAGAAUUUUUGCUGUAAUCACACGAUGGCACAUCUAUUCUCUAAACUUUCCUACUGCUACCUGUGCUUUGUCAGCAUCUACGGCCUUACAUGCCUUUACACGCUAUACUGGUUGUUCUAUCGUUCGCUGAAGGAAUAUUCUUUUGAGUAUGUUCGGCAAGAGACGGGAAUUGAUGAUAUCCCAGAUGUGAAGAAUGACUUUGCUUUUAUGCUUCAUAUGAUCGAUCAGUACGAUCCUCUCUACUCCAAGCGAUUCGCUGUCUUCCUGUCUGAAGUCAGUGAAAAUAAGCUGAAGCAGCUGAACCUAAACAACGAGUGGACUGCAGAUAAACUGCGACAGAGGCUACAGACGAACUCCCAUAGCCAUUUGGAGCUACAGCUUUUCAUGCUCUCUGGACUGCCAGACACAGUUUUUGAAAUUACUGAGCUGCAAUCUUUAAAACUUGAAAUAAUUAAUAAUGUAAUGAUACCAGCAACCAUUGCACAGUUGGACAAUCUCCAGGAGCUCUCGUUGCACCAAUGCUCUGUGAAGAUCCACAGUGCCGCCUUGGCGUUUCUGAAGGAGAAUCUCAAGAUCUUGAGUGUCAAGUUUGAUGACAUCAGAGAACUUCCACACUGGAUGUAUGGCCUUAGAAAUUUGGAAGAGCUCUAUUUAAUUGGCUCCCUAAGUCACGAUAUUUCCAAAAACAUUACACUGGAGUCUUUUCGGGAACUCAAAAGCCUUAAAGUUCUUUACAUAAAAAGUAAUUUGUCCAAAAUCCCACAAUCUGCAGUCGAUGUUUCAAGUCACCUGCAAAAAUUGUGCAUCCAUAAUGACGGCACUAAGUUAGUGAUGCUCAACAACCUGAAGAAGAUGGUCAACCUGACACAGCUGGAAUUGGUUCAUUGUGAUUUAGAACGCAUUCCUCAUGCAGUCUUCAGCCUUCUCAGCCUUCAGGAAUUGGAUCUAAAGGAAAACAACCUCAAAUCCAUUGAAGAAAUAGUCAGUUUUCAACAUCUGCGAAAACUGACAAUCCUAAAGCUGUGGUACAACAGCAUAACGUACAUCCCAGAGCAUAUAAAGAAACUCACUAGUCUCGAGCGGCUUUCCUUCAGCCAUAACAAAAUAGAGGUUCUUCCAUCCCACCUAUUCCUAUGCAACAAAAUCAGAUAUUUGGAUUUGUCUUACAAUGACAUUCGCUUUAUCCCACCCGAAAUAGGAGUUCUGCAGAGUUUACAAUACUUUUCCAUUACUUGCAACAAAGUGGAGAGCGUGCCAGAUGAACUAUACUUUUGCAAAAAACUCAAGACUCUGAAAAUUGGGAAAAAUAACUUGUCGGUCCUUUCACCUAAAAUUGGUAAUUUGGUAUUCCUCUCCUACUUGGAUAUUAAAGGCAAUCACUUUGAAAUCCUCCCACCCGAGCUCGGUGAAUGUAGAGCUCUGAAGCGGACUGGUUUCACUGUAGAGGACACCUUGUUUGAAACGUUGCCUUCUGAUGUCAGGGAACAAAUGAAAGCUGAAUAACUGACUUCCUCUCGCUCAGUUUUACAGAAAUAACGCUUCUACCAAAUACGCUGUAGAAAGUGCAUACUCCGGAUAUGCAUUUAGUUUGUCAUUAUUUUUUUCUUUUUCAGACAAACCCUUUCUGUACAAACAAAUUUGGAGUAAGGAGUACAUAUAUUUUUAAGUAAAAUUUUCUUGUAUUUUUUCACUGUUUUAAGAUAUUUUUAAAAUUUGUUUUGCCCUGAGGACAAGGGUAUCUGUAACUUAAUUUUUACUGGUAAAAGUAAAUGGUUUUAUCUGCUGAUAUAUUAUUUUUUCCUUUGCCUAAUCCCAACAGGGGAACUGUGUUUAAGCUGUAUGCUUUGGGUUGCAUAAUUUGUUAUAGAUGAUUAUAUUGUCUUCCUGGUUAUCGUUAAUCCCUUAGGACGCGGUCUUCAACGGGUGGUGCUGCAGGUGUUGAAUGCCCAGUUUCCUCUUCAGUGGCAGUAGGAGGUGUUCAACAUCUAACAAGAUCAAAUCUGGGUUGACCAUCCUUUUUUAUUUAUGACGUGGUGUUCUCAGAUGAUCAAAGCAAGUAGAAGAGCUUCUUUGUGUACUGUAACGGGUCUGGGGGGGCACGCGGGACUCCUCCAGGGCCUUUCGGCAAGUCCAGCCUAGCUCUCCGCUCACACACCGCGCCGAGCAGGAGGCACUGACUGCGAUUUCCUCUCUGGUGCAGGAAGAGCAAGGUCACAGUUCACAGAGGAGUCGGGACCAAAGUAACUCACGUUGAAGAUUUUUCCGAACAGCGCAAAGGGAUGCGGCUGCCCAUCUCCUGCUAACUUGAAUGGAAGGGGUGCAAUGAACUCACUGUGUUGGAAACGUCAACCCAGCGAGAUGAAACACUAUCCUGAAAAAUCCCCGUCCUCCACUAAACACCCCAUCCCGCCAGGGAGAAAGUGCCCUCUGCCCCCCUCAGUUCCCUUCCCCACCGGGAUGCUUGGCACCUUGCAGGAACGGGAUCCAGAAAAAGUGCAAUCAUGUUUAGUUUGUAAAGCUUCUGACAAGGAAAUAGCGUCUCAUACGCUCCUUAUUUGAGCUCGGGUAUCGUAUAACCAAGCUCAGCGCAGGAACAUUUGCAGAUCUGCAAAAAUGAGAUUAAAGGAAUACAUUAACUUCUCAGAGUCUCAGGCUACCAGAGGACAGUGAUGAAGGCUAUGUUUUCAUCUCCCAGCUAGUAAUUAAAUUGGAAAUCAUACAGUUGGAAGUCUGCUUUUUAAAAUAAUGUAAUAAUCUGUAAUGAUUAUGCAUCAGUUUGGGAACUUUAUCCUCUGAAGCCAUGUUCAGAUGUUUAUUUAAUCCAGCCAUUUGCUUUCUUUUAGGCAAGUUUGGCAGGUAUAUGAUAACCCACGUGCUGCACACAAGCUAAUUUAAGCUAAUAAAAAAUAACUAUAUGAUAGUAAAAUAUUUUGCUGGGAGGAGAUCUCUUCAUCCUAUCCAGCAACACGUUUGAAUCAGACGCAGGCACUGGAUAAAUGCUUUGCAAAAAUAUCUAAGAAUAAGUACUUCUUUCUCCAGGAGGCAAUGCUCUUGAGAAACAGCAGAGGUUGAGCUGCGGAUCGUUUAAAGUUGCGUAAAAUAAUUGUCUGAUGAUUGUCAGGUCGGUUGCUCUUAAAAUGUUUUCUAGCUGCCAUUGCACGUCUUGAGCUACAGUUAAUCUGGGUGCUCGAGCUUGGCACAAAAGCGUACGGUUGUUCUAAGAGUCUGACUUAUGAAGGUGGGGAGACAAGCUAGGAUGAGAAUUUCCUCAUGAAUCCAGGGUGUGCUAUGCAAUCUGGUAUGUGGGCUUGCCACAGUACCAAAGCAGACUUAUUUUUUGCGCUUGGCUGUGUUCUGGAGAUCCACGUGAUUAAUCAAAAACGGGUCAGGCAUAAAGGAAGCGAAGCACGCUUUUUUUGAAAGGGGUUUGAUUUAGUUCUAUUAAAGACGUAUAGCUGAUGUAGCUAUUGUGAGAGCUACUCCUACUCGUGUAUGGAAUGCACUUAUUGGAACAGCUUGGCAGUAUAUAUAUUCUAAAUGUGUAUCACUUUGAUGUAAUGCGAGGGAGAGAAAUGUUUCAUUGCUCAUAUUAACCUAAUUAUGUAAACCAAAGUGCUGUUGUCCCUGAUGAAUGUAAACUGUUUAAAAUGUCCAUGUAAUCGGUGGAGCUGUAUAGUUCUCUUACUUAGAUUUUAAAUAUGGGAUUACAUUUAAAGUUUUUUUAAAAAAAUCUUUAUAUUCCUAGAUGUAGCAUUUUAAGUCCCUAAUUUAUUUUGUGUCUAAUGUUGUUUCAUGUGUAGUUUGUGGUCUGUUUUCUGAACGGAAGUUAUGCAGACCUCGUAACUGAAGGUUGGAGACUUGUCCUACGCCAUUUUUGUAAAUACGUCACUUAGGGGAUGUGGGGGUUUUUGUUUGUACUGAUUAUACUUAUACCAGUGCAACCCCUCAUGUGGACACAGUUACAUGAGUAUAAAGUGCCUUAUGCUGGUAUAUCUUUAUUCACCUUCUCGAUAGGAAUAAACUAUACCGGUCUAAGCACUUUCGCGCUAAUAACUGUAUCUUCUCCAAGGGUUUGGUCUGCUGAGACAGGUUAGUCGAUCUGACAGCUCACAGCCACCAAAAAGGGGCCGUUCCUUCCUCCUCCCGUGCUCCCCGUUCCUGCCAACGUGCUCCAGCUGCUUCUCGUGUACCUUCCCGAUCUGGUGCUGGUCUGAUCCCUCCACAGGACAAAUCAACUUUUUAAGCCAGCAGAAAACGAAGUCAGUUAAAAGAAGGGACUAAUUUUCUGCUGGAUCCGCUCUCCAAAGGAUCGGAUGGACACUAGGGUGGGAGUAGCAAGGGGACAGGGCUCUGCAGCCGGGGUCCGGGCACGGAGAAGGCAGGACAAGUCACUUUGGAGGUGCUGAGCUGCUGGGUCAGUUCAUCUUGCCGAGCCCCGUGCUCGGAGAGCUGUGCUGUUUUAUCUAUAGCAGGGUUAGGGGCAUGGCUUUUCUGGGUAGACAACCCUCAGGCUCGCAGUGAUUGAUAAAAUAUCACAUUACUGUUAAUUGCUUAAACUUAAUGAAACAAACUCAGGUAGCCGCACUGUUGACUUUUCUAAACUUCUUACUGUCUAGUCUGUGGGGUGUAUUUUCCAAAACAGUAUUUUAGAAAUGCGUCAGCUAAGAGAAGAUUGUUUCCUACUUCUGUAUGACAUCCAGGAAAAUAUGUAAAAGUGCCAUAUUUACUCAGUGAUUCAUGUACUGCUCAUAUGUAUAUUCACAUGCAACGCGUACUAGACUUUUCUGUGACCUGUAGUAUUUGACUUAGAAUGGAUGGACGUUUUGUGAAUAAUACUUUAGGCAUGGUUUGUAUGGGUUUGUAUAACUACUUACAUUAAUCAGGUGCCUAACAAGUAAGACAGUUCCGGAAUAUAAGCAAGGCAUUUUACAUUAUUGCUCAAAAAUAAUACAAAUCUUCCUUGGUAACAGAAGCAGAGAUGACAGAGAGUCCAUCAAAAAUAAGAAGGCAACCUUCAUAGUACAUUAAGCCUGAAAAGCAAAUCUACUUUGUGAUCAAAAUCUGGAGAUGUGCAUCUCCUCCUUUCUCAAAAUUAGGAUGGAUGUUUGUGCUGACCUCCUGCAUCUAGCCAGCCCAACAUUUUUUUUCAAAUUCUGAUUGGAAAGAGCCCGCUCAAAGUCUCAUAUCACAUUUCUGGCACUUCAGCUAAUUCCUGUGCGUAAGCGGUGAAAAGCCCUGUAAGAAUGCCAAGGCGAAACUUUGCAAUUUGACCAAAUGGACAAACUUCUUAAUUCUCUAGCAACAAUCUUAAUAUGAUAAUAGACCUGCAUAGUGUUACGUUGCAAUAUAGUACACCCAGAAAAAAAUGGAAAUAAAACGUUCUUUUUUAAUAAUGAA